This is a messenger RNA of Vespa velutina, 1295 nucleotides long. RefSeq names its product transmembrane protein 242. Lineage: Eukaryota; Metazoa; Arthropoda; Insecta; Hymenoptera; Vespidae. Bases 596 to 1090 code for a protein of 164 amino acids. The transcript is spliced from 5 exons. The record is from RefSeq and is a predicted model, not a curated record.
CACAAUAGACAUUUGUUCGUUCGUAGCCGGGGAUACCAGAAUUACAGUUUUGGAAACUUACCAAAUAAUUCUUAACAAAAGAUACUAAAAUAUUAACGACAUUAUCCGCUAUUCACCAACUUUCGUUCGAAGAGUAUGACGACUACAGCGACGCCUACGAACAAAAUACGAACUAUUAACGCAAGCGAUGAAACUGUUUCAACAAUGAGUUCAUUGCAUCGGUGUAUAAAGUUUGUGCAUUAGGUUCUCACUGACGCCUAACCUCUAACGAUCUGAAUUGAUGCAUAGAAAAAUUUGCGACGAACAAGAAGAUUUUGACGAAUAUUUUCUAAAAAAAAAAAAAAAAAAAAAAAAAAAAAAAAAAAAAAACAAAGAAAAACAAUUUAUAAUCAAGGAAUAUUUUUUUAUAUAUCAAAUAUUAUUCUAUAAUAUAAUAUAAGUGUAUUUCUGAAUAAAAAUAGCGUCGAAAAGUUUUACUUCAUAGAUAAUAUAUAUUGGUGUGUUGCAUCGAAGUGACAUCUGGAGAAGUUUAAGCUGAACUUUUUGUUUCUAUGCAAAAUUAAUUCAAUGACGAAUUGGAACGGAAGAUUUAAAAAUGGCCGCUCAAUCUGAAGAAAUGUUUUCAGGUGAAACCGAUACGAUAGAACAAUCAAAGAAAGAAGUAAGAACAUAUAUUAAGGGUAUCGAGAAAGAAAAAGAAAAAUUUUACGCAGCAAUUUUUUUAAGCACUGUCACUGGCCUUUCUGCUCUUAUUGGUUUUGGUACAACGCUUGCCUCAGUAAGAAGGAAAGAUCCAAAAUACUUUGACAAAGGAUUAACAGGAUCUAGAAAGCUCCAAGAAACAGGCACAUUGUUAGCCUUUCGAGCACUUUGUUGGGGUACAUUCUAUGCUGUAACUGGAUGCGGUCUUUUGUUUUAUGGCAUCUGGAAGAUUUCUGGUGCAAAGAAUGCUAAAGAAUUCAGAUACAAAAUGGGAUCGUUUUUACCAAAGAUUCCUAAAAAUGAUCCACCACAAAGUAGAGUAGAGUUUGAGGGUUUGACCGAUCUUCUUACAUAUAUUGCUGAAGAUUGGGGUAAAAAAAAGGACUGAAAGAUAUUCUUGUAUUCUCUUUCACCUAAUUGAACUUUACAAACUUGAAUGAAAAUGUUUUUCAUUGUUAGAAAAAUAAUAAUUUGUACAAAGAGAUAAUAUUAUUAUUAUUACUACGUCCAAUAAAUAAAAUUACGCCCAAACACCUGUACAAAUGUUAAGUAUGUUGUUCAAUGAAUUGAAUAAAAUAUAUUUUUUAACAAAG